Molecule: messenger RNA, 1272 nt
Organism: Entamoeba dispar SAW760
Lineage: Eukaryota; Evosea; Mastigamoebida; Endamoebidae
Product: polyadenylate-binding protein, putative
Exons: 1
Cellular component (GO): ribonucleoprotein complex; cytosol; nucleus
Molecular function (GO): poly(A) binding; poly(U) RNA binding; mRNA 3'-UTR binding
Source: RefSeq, a predicted model, not a curated record
AUGAAUUGUAAGAACACUAUUGUUUAUGUUAUGGGGAUCAGUCGAAGUAUAGAUAAACAAGAGAUAAUUAAAUUAUUUAAUGAAAGAAUUAGAAAUAAUAUUAAAUUUACUCAUAUAGAAAAUGGAUCAAGAAAAAUACUUUUAAUUAGUAUGGGUAAUCAAGAAAUUGCUCAAGAAUUAGUUAAAAAAUAUAAUGGAAUGGAGUACUGUGGAAAACAUUUGGUUAUAUCAUUAAAUAAAAAUGAUUUAUUAACUAGUACUAAAUUGUAUGUAAAAGGAAUAAAUAAAUCAAUUUGUAAUGAACAAUUUAAAAGUAUAAUGAAAGAUUAUGGUACUGUAAUAAGUUGUAAAAUAUCAUUAAAUAAAGAGUUUAAAUCAAAUGGAUAUGGUUAUGUUGAAUUUGAAACUGAAGAAGAAUGUAAAAGGGUACUUAAUUCACAAAAACUUAUUCAAACACAAAUAGGAGAUAAACAUUUUAUUAUUUCAUUAUUUAAUAAACCUAUCCAUAAGGACAAUUGUAUUUAUGUAACAAAUAUUGAUUCAACAGUUGAUGAUAUUGAUAUUAUUACAUAUUUCUCAAAAUUUGGAGAAAUAGAAAAAAAGGAUUUGGAAUUAAAAUGUUCAAUUCGUUUUGAACUUAUUCAUAAAAAGAAAAAUGCUUUUAUUACUUAUAUUAAUGAAGAAGAUGCUAUAAGUGCAUUAAGUAGUCCAACAAAAAAUGUAUUAGGAAAAGGAGAUAUUCAUAUUGAAUUAUGGAAAUCAAAAAAAGAACAGAAACAAGAAAUAAAACAAAAUAUAGAAUCUAUAUAUAAGGAUUAUAAUUUAAAAAUUAAAUUACCGAAAAGUAAAAUAAUCAAUGAAAAAAGUAUAUUUAAUUGUUUCAAAAAUUGUGGUCAGAUUUAUAGUAUCUAUAUCCAAAAGCAAAAACAAUUUUCAACUAUAACUGUGUUCAUUUGUUUCACUGAUCAACAAAGUACUGAAAAUGCAAUUUCUCUUGCUGAAGAAAAUAAGUGGGAUGUAAUUCGUGCAGUUGAUAUACAAAAAAGAGGAGGUGAUAAUGAAACACCAAAAGAAGUGUCUUUACAAAAAAUAGACAAACCUCAAAGAGACGAAGACGUAUUGAUGAAUGAAUUAUGUAGUAAUAUUUAUAAUUAUCUAGUUGAUUUUUAUAAUAGUAGUCAAAUUAGAAAGAUAAUUUCUUCUUUAAAGGAUACCCAUUCCUUUUCUUCACUUCAACACUUAUUUAAAGAAAAUCAUUUGGCGUUUGAUAAA